AUGAGAAGCUUUCGCGUUGUAGGUGAAAGACCGUACAAGUGCCACCUGCCAGACUGUGGCCGCGCCUUCAUCCAGCUCUCGAAUCUCCAGCAGCACCUGCGAAAUCACGACGCCCAGGUAGAGAGGGCCAAGAACAGGCCAUUUCAUUGUAACAUAUGUGGAAAGGGCUUUGCCACGGAAAGUAGUUUGCGAACACAUACAGCUAAGGAGCUUCAGCUGCACCUUGGUGUUUUGCAGCAACAUGCAGCGCUCAUGAUAGGGGGCGCCACCGCCACCCCAUGCCCAAUAUGCCAUAAAGUGGUAUUCGGGGGCGAAGCCCUAGUCGAACAUAUGAAGAACACGCACAAGGAUCCCAACGCGUCCGGCGUAGCCAGCCCUCCUGCCACAUCACCGUACCCAGCGCAAGCUAAACCUAUUGAUCCUUAUGUAGCGAAGCGGCGGACUGCGAACCACCCGUGCCCGGUUUGCGGGAAGCAUUACGUCAAUGAAGGGUCUUUGCGGAAACACCUCGCCUGUCACCCAGAGACACAGCUGACGAGCGGUCUGCGGAUGUGGCCUUGCUCUGUAUGUCAAGCGGUGUUCACUCAUGAAAGUGGUCUCUUAUCCCACAUGGAACACAUGAGAAUGGAACCAAAACAUCAGUUCGCCGCACAAUACGUCCUCUCGAGAGCAGCAGCUGAACGACGAGAAAGAGAUAUCCUUGCCGCAGUUUCGGCUUCGGCAGGAGGUUCAGGUCUUCUUAAUCUGGCUCCACCAUCACCUGCUCAUUCGGACUCAUCGUCCAACGGUCGUUUAUCGUCAUCCGCUGGGUCUGAAGCGGGAGCUGCUGUAAACAAACUAUCUGACCUGUUAAGAUCGAACAACGGACAUCAAGCUUAUCCUGACGAAAGAGUAGCAGCAAUAGCAGCCGCUGCAGCGAACAUGAUGGCACAACCGGGCGAAGGUCCGAACGCUGUUCAGGUCGCUGCUGCAAAUCUAGUUACCGCGAUGCGCCAGCAGUUAGCUAGAGAACCGCCAGCACAAACACCCGAAACACCACCAGCGCCUACCGAAGCAGCUCUUCGAAUUCAGCAGGCUGAAGCUUUACUCCGAAGUCAAGCGGAAGCUCUCAGGCUAGCUGUGACUCAGGCCGCUGCAGGGCACAAUAGCGAAAAUCCAAGCCCGUUAAGACACAACGGAGGGUUUCCCCAACCGAAUGACGUCAGUGGACAACUUUCUCCAGAGCUUGUAGAAGCGUUCCGAAUCGCGCAAGAGCAGAGAUUAGAGCAAGCAUUACGAUUGCACGACCCAAGAAUGCUAGGCUUUAAUCUACCGUCACCUGUGCAAGCUGCUCAACAGGCCGCUCAAGCUGCUCAAGCCGCUCAGGCUGCACAAGCGGCUCAGGCUGCACAAGCCGCCCAAGUAGCGCAGGCCGCGCAAGCUGCGCAGGCCGCCCAAGCUGCUCAAGCAGUGCAACAACAGCACAUUCAAGCUGCACAAGCGGCCCACGCCGCUCAGGCGGCCCAACAAGCGGCGCAACAGGCCGCACAACAAGCUGUCCACCUGCAGCAAAAUCCUCAACCGUGA
Messenger RNA from Leptosia nina, 1566 nucleotides. The record is from the annotation of a GenBank genome assembly. NCBI's taxonomy places the organism in Eukaryota, Metazoa, Arthropoda, Insecta, Lepidoptera, Pieridae.